AUGGAUCCCGAAAAGAAGACUGUGGAACCGGAUGUCAUUGUUGCCGCUGUUCCAGCAGGAGAUUCGGAAUACAAACCACCUACUGGCGGUGGGGGCGAUGGGAGCGGCCAACCCAUUCCUCCUCAACACACUCGGUUUUAUUGUUCCAGCUGCCGCACACCCUAUGACUUGCCCAAUGGUUCCACCUCUUGGAGAUGUGCCAAUUGCCAUACAUUCAACUCUACAACUCCUGAUCAAUGCCCUUGGUGUGUUGUCAUGUAA
Messenger RNA from Cylindrotheca closterium, 261 nucleotides. The record is from the annotation of a GenBank genome assembly. Lineage: Eukaryota; Bacillariophyta; Bacillariophyceae; Bacillariales; Bacillariaceae.